CUGCACUUCACCUCGGUCUCCCAACCUAACUUGACCAGGCCACUCGCCUCGAAUACAUCCAAGGCGAAGCUUACAAGACCGACGCAACCGACCAAGCGAGCAAGGCCAGUGCUGCUACGUUUCACCUGAGACGGGAUAUCUCGGGACCUCCACGUGUGCACCACAUCCAACCAACUCACCAACCUCAGACCAUUACCCCAUCGCGGCGUCUCCUCUCCGAAUCGGAGCCAAAUCCCCAUUCACCCACCAGACAGAUAGACAGGGCGAGAGAGAAGAACCAUAAAAACAAUGGCCAACGAUCAAUACGGGCUACCGUCGCUGGUGGUCAUCAUUGUGCUCGGCGGGUUGCUGUACAAAUGGCUCUCGUCGCCGUCGUCAUCCUCGUCGUCGCCCGCGGGUGCUGGGGGGCGGGACUCCCUGUCGCAGAUGAGGCAGCGCGAGGUUGCUGUGGAGAGGAUACAGCAGAUGUUCCCGCAGUAUGACAGGCGGACAAUUUUGUGGGAUCUACAGCGGAAUGGGGGUAGCAUUGCGGCGACGACGGAGAAGAUCCUCUCGGGGAGGAUAGAGACUCCGCCCAUCACCUUCCAGCCUCCUCCACCGCCGGGCUCUAACAUGGGCUCUUCAACAUCGACGACACAGUCCAACCCUGCAGCGAGGCAGACCGCCGAGAAGCCCGCGCAGCCGAACUUGAUACAGAGAUAUAACCUGCAGGACAAGAUACAGCAGCAGCAGCAGGAGGAGGAAGACGCGGCACAGGCCAAGAAGUGGAGCACCAACAAGGACGAGAGGCAGUCGCUGCUGCAGAAGAGGCGGGACGAGAUGAUCCUUGCUGCGAGGAGGAAGAUGGAAGCUAAGCUCGCGGCUGAGAAGAGUGCUGCCGGGUCCUCUGCCUGAACUACGAGCUAGGAGGGGCAGGAUUCUGAAGCUGGCUGUCUUUGGUCCGGUCAACACACGAUUUGGUAGUGGCGUGAUGAUACUGGAGACGGCGGUUGGAGGCUCUACAAUGCAAGGCGUUCCUCGCGCGUACGUACUUACUUGUCACAUGAUGGUUUGUUCUUUUUUUUGGACUAAGGCAUAGCAUAUCGGAUAGCAACAAGCGUUUCGGCUGGUGGGUGGGCAUGUUGGUACGCUCCUGGGUGUAUUUCGAGGGGUGGGGUGUGUGGUGGGAAUCAGCAUGUCAUACUGUCAGGUUGGCUUGCUCAACAAUUUUUUUCCUUGCUUAAGGGGGAGGAAACAAAGAGACUGUCUGCAGAUGGAGGAGAAGAUUGUUUCCCCCAAGGUCCUGGAAGGAUAGAACUUUACUACAGAGGUAUCUGGAAUACAGAAUGAUUAGCCUCC
Messenger RNA from Cryphonectria parasitica EP155, 1338 nucleotides. RefSeq lists its product as uncharacterized. Gene Ontology annotation, molecular function: ubiquitin binding. The coding region runs from base 289 to 894 and encodes 201 amino acids. The transcript has 2 exons. NCBI's taxonomy places the organism in Eukaryota, Fungi, Ascomycota, Sordariomycetes, Diaporthales, Cryphonectriaceae. The record is from RefSeq and is a predicted model, not a curated record.